AUGAGAAAAGGAUUGAGGGCUGAUAUGGCGAAUGGAAGGUGUCGUUUAUAUGGCAUUUUGUUAUUGUGUUUUACUACUCAAGCAUCAAAAGGAUCCCGUGCAAAAGACCUCAAUGUACUCUUUAUAGUUUCCGACGAUCUUAGACCGUCUCUUGGUAGUUAUGGGAAUGAGAUCGUACGAACACCUAAUCUGGAUAAGUUGUCAGAGCGUUCGGUUCGAUUCACAACAGCAGCAUCUCAGGUAGCGGCUUGCGCUCCGAGUAGAACUUCUUUCCUGACUGGCAGAAGACCUGACACUACUAAGCUCUUCUCCAACAAAAAUCCUACUUACUGGAGGGAUAGUGUUGGAAAUUUCACCUCGCUUCCGCAACACUUCAAGAACGCUGGUUACCUAACUGCUUCUGUAGGCAAGAUUUUUAACCCAGGUAUAGAUCACAAAUUAAGAUGUCUCGGAGGUGACGUAGAUGGAGCUAGGGCUCCAGAUUUUAUCCGUGUUUACUGAAUAACUUGAAUGGAAUAUCAGCAAAGAAUAUAUCUUUGCCUGUGUACUGACGCCUCCUCCCCUCAAGAAUAAUCUCUCUUUCUAUCCCCGAUUUUUUAGGGGAAGGGGCGUCUUUUAAAUAGGCUAAAUAUAAAUACGUAUGUGACCAGGGUCAAAUGCAGUUUCUCAUAUUUUGUAUAAUGAAAACCUACAUUGUAGUUAAAUCUAGUUAAGUUAGUGUGUCAUGUCGGUAGUAAUAGAAAUCAGGGUUACAUAAGCUGCGGGGCUUUUGCUCAGGCUUAGAACGUCGACAAGAUGUUUCGCAGGCACCGGACUACCGCUGAAUGAAUUAGAGUUUUUGUGACAAAGGUUAGGAAAGUGAGAGAAUCAAGUUCACUUUGCCCUGUACAAAGGCGUACGGGCAAUUUUUUGUCAGGGGGGGGGGCGGUAAACCAUUUGCCCAAAAAAAAUUGUCGCAAGUUGCCCAAAUUUUUACGAAACAGUAGAAAAGAAACGAGGGCCAUACGAUGCAAUAAUGUAGGCCAUACUGGCACUGAAGGUGGCUCGAUGCUAUGACAGUUUUUCAGGGUCAAUACCUCCCAAUUUUGAGAAUAACUACGUUGCCAUAGGCAAACGUUUGGAAAAAUUGCUACCAUAGUUUUAUUAGAUAAAGAUGAGAAUUUAUCAUGAGCAGGGUUUUAAUGACAUCGGAAUUGUCAUAGCAACGAAAUAACGCCAUUGUCUAAUUUACUUGCAGCAAUAUUUCUCGGCACUGGGAACUGUUCCUACAAAAUUGUUCACAGGAGCUUUUUUCUCCAAUAGUCGCCUCCUCGAUGUUCGUGAAGUUAAAAAGGAAUCUAUAGGAGUGUUAUUGGGAUAUUUUGGGAUGAAGUUUUUCGUUAUAAAUAUGAUUAAAAAAAAAAUCUUGAUGUUUGGCCGUUAUUUGUAGAAAACGAAGCUCUUUUGACAUGCCAUUUCACCUCAUGGUAGCUUCAAUCUUUUUAAAAACGUGUGUAAAAGAUAUGAUCAUCGAGAUAGCUCCGGCCGAUUGCUAGAGACAAGGAUUUCAUUAGUAUGUAUCGAGGGGCUCUUGUUAGCGGUUUUGUAAACAUUUCGGUCUACUUUAAUAAAUUAUUGCUUGAUAGAUUUUUAAACAAAUUUAAUAUUCUUCUCGUAGUUCGAGCUGAGUACUAGUCAGCCGCUUCUUCAUUUUCACACCCACUGUUGCUGAUGCUAUCUGUCAUACACUGUUCUACGAGCGGAGAUGAUUCUAGAAAGACUGAUGCAGAAGUUUAUUCUAAUCAAUUCACGACUGGAAAGAACCCAUUCCAGUCAGUGCAGUGCAGUACAGUGCUCAACAAAAAAAAAAACUAUCAAUAUGUAAAUCAACAAAUGAUACCCUUCCCUAUUACCAGAAACUCAUCACGUGCUAGGAAACCACUGUGAGUGUCUCUCAGGAUUUUUUCGGAUUAAAAUAGAAAAUAUUUGUCUCUUUAGACUAAUAAAAAACAUGGAAACGUCUUUGAAAACUGGCUUUGCCCAAAUUUUCUCUUGCUGCCCAAAAAAUCUGAGUUGCGCAAAAUUUGGGGGGGCUGCAGCCCCCCUCGCCCCCCCAGCCCGUACGCGUAUGGCCCUGUACAAUGACUUGAUUCACUCAACUUCUUAACUUGAAUCUGUAAACUUCAGAGUGAUCCGGCGCUCGGCGCCCGUUAGGCGUACUUCAAAAAUACCCCAGCUACCGUUAGAAAGUUGGCGGUAGCCACAUUAUUUGAGAUAUAUUUCCACCAGGAUUUCCACUAUCAUUCGUGAUCUAGCCCCGAUUCAGACGUCCUUAACCCUUAGGUCUUCGUCACGCGUUCCUAAGAAAAGAGUGAGGAAUCGAAGCGACUUUGCAUUUUUAUACCCACAUAAAAGAAACCCUGCGUCGUGAAGGGUAGGGGAAGUAGACCUCGGUAGUGUGGUAAAACAAACAAACAAAAACCAACAAAGACAACAACAACAACAAAACACGUGUUCGUCGUUGGUGCCUGUACGUCUAACCUAGACUCUGUUCACACAAUACCGUACAGCUUUUGCGAGACGCUGAGGGUUUGAAACCCUGACCCCGUUUAGGACAAAGAACAAAAUGCACGCCGUCUCGUUUUAAGCCAUUUACAGGCAGAAUUCACGUUAUAGUCAUUGCUCUUGUUUGCUUGGAUUGCAAACAAAUUCCAUCCGGACAGAGAGGUAAAAAAUCAUACCCUUUCCAGCGGCACAUCCCCGUAUAGGCCAUAUAAGGGAGUACCCAAUGGGAACGGAGCGAAGCUGCGCCGCGCCGAUUACUGAAAUGAAGAGUCACAUAUCGGAUAGAUGUACUGUUCACACUAAACCGGUACAAAAAGCUAACUGCUACAAUGUGAAUGUAGCCUUGGUAUUGCUGUAGAAUGUCCACACUAGCUUUCAAGCUCAGCCGCCAUGCAUGAGGUUGUAAUGACCUGCUUUCUCAAAUAACUGAUAAGGAUCACAGGUGGCCCAAGUUCGAAAUAUAAUCAUCGGCAUUGUGGCAUAACGAUUAAAAAUCGAAGGAUUUGUAUGGGAAAAAAAAACAAUUGUUUCUGUAGCCUAGCUGUAGCCUAACCUAGCUUAAGUUGUGUGUUUCUUCUUUCCUGUGUGGUUUACAAGCCGAUUUAUGCCGGGCCAUUCAAUGAGUUUUACUGGAAAAGGUUUGCACCUGUGUGAAUAUUCAUAGUCCGAUAGGGAUCCGCCACGCGUAAACAGUCAAACGAUUCCCCGCAAUGGAAGUUGGGGUAAACAGGGACGAAUGUAUUUAUUGCAUGACAGCUAUAUGCGUUAACCAAUUUCUACCGAUUUCUGAUUUUUCAGGAAAAUCAUCUAACUUCACUUAUGAUUACCCUUACAGUUGGUCUUUGCGACCUUAUAUUCCAUCGGCGGAAAAGUUUAAGAACGCGAAGGUGAGUUUGGUUUAGUCAAUUCUUACCGAAAAAGCAAUGCUUCUUAACAGCUCUCUGAUUUAAAGGAGACUGUGUGAGGAAAAACAGCAUACAAAACUACGUAGACUUGCCACAAGUCUAUGCGCCGAAGACGUGAGGGAUGCUCGCGAAGCGGGCGACGUAAGUCGCAACCGGAAAAGGGCUUUGAGAAAGUCUAAAGACUACGCUGAAUAAUGGUUACUUAUUGAACUAAGAAUUGCAUUUCGUAGGUUUGUAGUUGGGUUAAGUGUGAUAUUUUGCAUCAUUCUUGUUGAACUUCUAGUCAAGGGCCGUGUCGAAGUUUAGAUAUAUCAAGUUUGCUUCCAAUUUUCAUCUGUUCAUUUCCUAUUUUAAGAAAUCCUCGUCAACUUGGGAACUUGACGUGACAUUUGCCAUAACGGUCCCGUUUCAUUCGACCCGUUCCCAGACACUUUGUACUGACGCUGGAUACCAGAGGUUUUUCCUGGCGUGCGGUGAAAUUUGUCGGUGUCGGUCGAAGGGCGACACGACACGGCGUUUUUGGGAGCGCAGCGGUUCACUAUGAAAAUGGAGUUUAGGGCCUGCCCAGUACCCAGACGUCUCUCUCUCUCGAUGAAAAUUGGUUUUACCCUUCCCAUGGUCCGUUGCACGUGGUCACCAGUUACUCGCACUCGCGUUUCGCGCUCGUCUCUUUGCGAAACCAUGCGAAAAACGAAGCCCGUGAGGAGGAGGCUGGGUUAGGGCUGUGUUCACAUCAGGGUCCCUUGUCUUAAAAAGGGAAGCGAAAUGGACAAUUUUGUCUUAAACAGCGUCAGGGUUUGAUGGCCUCGUCGUCAAAUCUCUACCCAAACUUCCCUUUCGUGUCCCCUAGGGGGAAGGGGUAAAACUCCGCAGCACUGCGCACUGUCCUGCGCACUCGUUUGUAUGACAUUUAUCGCAAACGUAUGACAUGCCUCACUGAUGUUUUUCACUAAAGGUAUGUCCAGGAGUAGAUGGAAAAUUGCACACAAACAUUGUAUGUCCAGUUGAUGUGUCACAACAACCAGAAGGAACAUUGCCAGACAUUCAAAGCACUAAAUUUGCAAUAAACUUCUUGAAGAAUUACUCACUGUCUCAAGAUACGGCCGUCAAUCAACAACCGUUCUUCCUCGCUGUCGGUUACCACAAACCUCACAUUCCCCUGAAAUACCCCAAACAAUUUCUGGACCUGUACCCGCUGGAAAAGAUACAUAUCGCAUCUGAUCCGUUACUUCCUGAGGCUAUGCCAUCAGUAGCUUACCAGCCAUGGACUGAUAUCCGCUGGAGAGAUGACAUCGCAGAUCUGAAUCUGAGUUUUCCUUAUGGACACAUGCCUGAUUUAUACGCCAGGAAGAUCAUUCAAAGUUACUUUGCAGCCACAAGUUAUCUGGACAGUUUGAUAGGAGAGCUUCUGGAUACUUUAGAUGAGUAUGGUUUUGCUAAUAACACUAUUGUGAGCUUUAUCGGAGAUCACGGUAAGUUUGAAUUUCAUAAAGUUCUGUGUAAACGUAGAAUCACCUUGAAAUCUGUUGAGUGUCUCAGCCACACUUGGCCAAUUGGGGCGUUUCUAAUAAUUGGUUUUUACUAAACUGGUGAAAUGGGUACCCUUUGUCAAUUGUAACAAUUCCCCAUUGCAUACAAUAGACCUUGUUAGCUUGUAUGUUUUGUUUUCUCACUUGAGUCCUAGCGGACUUGAAUAACGUCCCAUGGCACAUCAUUGAAAACGAGGAAGACAUCGACGACGCCGUGUUUAUUUGGAAUCACUUGUUUUCUGAAAUAGCUGACCUGCAUGCGCCCGUGAAAAGGCGAAGAAUACGAGGUGUUCCGCUCCCGUGGUUGAAUGAUACAAUCAGUGAGGUGAUGAAGGAUCGUGAUUUUCACCAUCGUAAAGCCGUGAAAACCAAUUCUGCUUUUCACUGGGCUCGCUAUAGAAAGUUAAGAAAUAGGGUCAAUCGUGAAGUCAAGGCAGCAAAAUCCAAGUAUUAUUGUGACUUGAUUUUAGAGGCUAAAGGGGAUUCAGGAAAGAUCUGGAAGGCGGUGAAUGAGGUGUCUUCGCGCAAGACUAAAUCCUCGAGCCCACAAUGUAUCGUAGUUGAUGGUGUUGAACACACCACCCCAGCNUUGAGACCACGUUAUAUGGUACCCCAGACAACUGUUUCUUUCAAAUGUCGUCAUAUGCAUGCUUAUGUCCACCUGCUUAUGUAUGCAUAAUUUAUGAAAAGACAAAUUCCCUGGGCCGAGUUGUUUGAAGGCCGGUUAGCGCUAACCCAGGGUUAAAUUUUAACCCGGGUUUCUUUUUCUUUUCAUCAAAAGCGUUUUCUCAGAAAAUUUUCUGUAUUCUAUUUAGAGUAUUUAAUCAUCAAAUUGUAGAAAAAAGAAUUAAACUGAAUUUGCAUUUUAAGCUUUCAUAUCUGAAUUCAAAUUUUGUACUAACCCUGGGUUAUGUUAACCCGGCUUUGAACAACCCGGCCCUGGAGAAUAUCACUUGUUCUGAAUUGGGAAAACAAAACACACGAGCUGUAAGGGUCUAUUGCCACAUUACUAUGUUCCAAGCCCUUUAGCCUGGAUACCAGUACACCUUGUUUUUACUACCUAACUUAAGUUUUCUACACUGCGCUCAAAUGAAACUGUCAGCCAGGCCAUAAUCCUUGUUUAUGGAGGCUGUUUGGAAGAAACAACUCUAGAAGACAGUAUUAAGUAAUAUAUCCCUGAAUUCAAUUUCCAAGGUUGGGCCUUAGGUGAGCACUUGGAGUGGGCGAAGUACAGCAAUUUCCGAGUGGCUACUAAUGUACCCCUGAUGGUACAUAUGCCUGGUUUAACUGACAGAAGAGAUACAGAUUUAAAUGGAAUACAGUCUGCGGGCAAGGCGUCCAAUGCACUUGUGGAAUUGGUGGAUUUGUUUCCAACUCUUGCAGAUCUGGCAGGGAUUGAGAUACCAUGUAAGUGUUUCUUCCAGUCCUCGAUAAAACUGCUAGUAUUUCGUGUACACCCUAGCCUGUAGAUAGACAUUGUUCGUUUUAACAAUUCCGCAGUGUGCGAGCAAAACGAGCACGCGAGAGCAAGUGCGCGAACGUGGCCAAUAAAUCCCCCUUGGAGUUUAUUUCCAUACCCGCGUUCGACGAUCCUUAAAGAGAAAAUAGAGGGUGUGGGAACGGGCUAUGCACACACAACAUUACAUCAAAGCUUGGCCUUGGUUGUUCAAAUGAUGGAUUGCACUAUCCACCAGAAAUUCAGCGGAUACGUAUUAAGAAACCCAUUGCAUCAUGCAUUAGAUAAAGACUGUCUCUAGUAAACAGUGCCUUCAAUUAGUAUACAUCGACUCUUACACAAAGUAAGUUUGCAAGUAGCGAAAGCACAGCGCUAGGGCAAGAGUUUUGUGUCAAUUAAAGAUGAAAGCAGAUGCAAGUACCCUUCUCAAACUCAAAGGCACAGCGGCUCCUGAUCAUAUUGCUUCAUUUGAAAAAAUAAUAUUCUAAUGAUACAUUCCACAGCUUUUUGUCCAGAGAAAUCAUCCAACAUGACCCUGUGUUCAGAGGGACUUAGUUUUGCCCCGCUCUUAAUGAACCCCACCAUGCCAUGGAAGAAAGCUAUCUUCAGUCAAUACCCAAGGUACUAGUAAAUUAUAUUAAAAAAAGCGUAUUGACAUACAUUUUUUGUUCAUUUACUUCUCUAACCGAGGGUUUUAAUUAAGGUUUAAACCACGUAUCAUAAACGACAGGAGAGUUAAAAAUGGUUUAUACUAUGGAGAGAGAAUGAAACUUCAGGGGCGUUGCUAAAACUCAGCCUGUGACCAGGCUCCCAGUUAGGAAAAAGGCGAAAAAAAAACUUGGCAUUUUUUUUCCUUUUGCCGUGUCACCUUGUUUUUUGCCUUUCCCUCUACUACAGAGCCUGGUCCUAGACUAACCAAAACUUAUUACCGCUAACACUACCAUUUUGUUUCAGUACAAAUUAAAAUCAAUUCCUAAUAGAAAAAAAAAAUAAACAGCCUCUUUUCUUUCUCUGUAUCUUAUGCUGCAAGUAAUAUGGAAACCAAGAAAUUUCACAACAAUUCAUUAUUAUACUUAUUUUCCAGAGUUGUGCUAGAAAACUUCCUGAGUUUUCCAAAAAAGGUAGAAAAAUGAUUUUCAAGGAAUUGCCUCUUUAUUAUUUAUUUAUUAUUUAAAGACCAUCAGAUAAACCGCAAGAAAACAGUUGCCAACCUAUACCAUCUGAGAUCACGGUCAUGGGGUACUCAAUGCAGACAGAUCAGUACAGAUACACAGAGUGGAUACAGUAUGAUCAUAACACACAGAAAGGCAACUGGUCACAUGUUCAUGCCAGAGAACUGUACCUUGAUCACAAAGAAGACAGGAAUGUAGCAAACUUGCCUGAGUAUUCAGAGCUUGUUAAAGAGUUAUCAAGUCAGCUUAAAAGAGGGUGGAGAGAUGCCUUACCAACGGUCAAAAACUAAAGGUCAAAAUCUCAGUAUUCAAG
This is a messenger RNA of Porites evermanni, 7919 nucleotides long. The record is from the annotation of a GenBank genome assembly. Lineage: Eukaryota; Metazoa; Cnidaria; Anthozoa; Scleractinia; Poritidae.